AUGGGAGCAACUGACGUUCUUCCCUAUCCGAGGAGACGGUCAUCAACUCAGCUCGAAUCACUUAAUUUCCGCCUACCAGGAGAAGUGGAAGGGCCCAGCAAUCCAUAUAAAAAUCCUGCGCAGCAAAUGGAUCGCUCAGUUAGAGACAGAGAGCAGAGCCAAAUGUCACUCAGAUCACCUCCGAUCCUUCUUCCACUAAGAGUUCUUCCACGUCAUGCUUUCUCACGCGAACAGGCUCGAUCGCAGUCCAGCGAAUGCCUUUUCCGAACCCGUUCGCAGUCAAUGCACAGAAUAGACGCACCACAUAGACUUCAAACAAGAAGAGCUUCCGGGCAGAAUGAACGACCUCAUGAGGCAAGACGGCGCUUUGCAUCGGAAAACGAAGAAAACACCGCGCAGUUCAUCGAAAGACUACGAAAAGACCUAAUCGCACAAGUACAUCAUUCACGUGGAUUUGAAAUGCCUUGUACGGAUUUCUAG
This is a messenger RNA of Necator americanus (New World hookworm), 480 nucleotides long. RefSeq lists its product as uncharacterized. Lineage: Eukaryota; Metazoa; Nematoda; Chromadorea; Rhabditida; Ancylostomatidae. Bases 1 to 480 code for a protein of 159 amino acids. The record is from RefSeq and is a predicted model, not a curated record. The transcript is spliced from 4 exons.